UUACAAGCCACUCGCACACAAGCUCACACCAGCCCAAACAGCUACAAAACCUCGACCACCACGUUCGACCACAAUCACAACAGUUAAUACACUCCAAUAAUCGAUUUGACAUCUUGUUCAAAAAUAGCCAAAAUGCCCAAGUACGCCAAAAACCAACCCGUCGGCUUCAAAAAUGCCAUCGAGAGAAUCGCCAUUGUCGGUGCCGGUGGCACCAUUGGAUCGCACAUCGCCGCUGCCCUCCUUAAAACCGGAAAACACACAGUCACGGCCCUUUCCCGCAAAGACAGCAGCAACAAACUCCCUGAGGGCGUCCUCGUCGCCCCAGUUGACUACGACGACGAGGCCACCAUUGUCGCCGCCCUCAAGGACCAGCAAUUUUUUAUCAUCACUAUGGCCCCCACCGCGCCCCGGGAUGCCCACAGCAAGCUCGUCCAGGCGGCCGCCAAGGCUGGUGUUCCCUACGUCAUGCCUAACGGGUACGGCGGCGACAUUGAUAACAUCAAACUUGAGCAGGAGACGAUGCUGGGGCCCGUGGGCAAAGCCAAUAGGGACGAGAUUGAGAGGCUCGGUAUGCAGUGGAUAACUGUGUGUUGUGGGUUUUGGUACGAUUAUAGUCUGGCGGGUGGCGAGGCGCGCUUUGGGUUCGACUUUGACAAGCGUUCCCUGACAAUCUAUGACGAUGGCAACACUAAGAACUCAACGUCGACGUUGUCGCAGGUUGGGCGCGCCGUGGCCAAAGUGCUGAGCCUCAAGGAGCUUCCCGACGAUGAAAGCGACAAGAGUCUUACUCUAUCGGGGUUCCUCAACAAGGGCGUGUACCUUAAAAGCUUUGUUGUCAGCCAAAACGACAUGUUUGAGAGCGUUAAGCGCGUCACGGGCACCACUGAAGCCGACUGGACGGUUACCCACGAGGCCACCAAGAAGCGAUACGAGGAUGGCCUGGCGCAAGUUAAAGGUGGUAACAUGGCUGGUUUUAGCAAGAUGCUGUACGCCAGGGCAUUUUACCCGGAUGAAUCAAAUGAAUUCUCUGCCAAGGCGCAGAAUGAGCUGCUUGGAUUGCUGGAUGAGAGCCUGGAUGAGUCUACCAAGGCUGGGAUAGAUAUGGUCAAGGCCCUGCAGCGUCGUGUUGAGCGUAUGGCGGUCUAGACAACAGCAUCUACAGAAUUUGAACCAAUUAAUAGAUGGACAUUAACAUAGGAAUUACAGUAGUUUUCGAAACCAGUCAGUGCGAAUACGCCAAGUACCACAGAUCUAUUUUUGAGGGUUUAAAGGCGAUCAAUUAUAUAUGUAAUCAAAAUGCCAUACCGUAUUUCACAUGCGAGCCG
Molecule: messenger RNA, 1325 nt
Organism: Penicillium samsonianum
Lineage: Eukaryota; Fungi; Ascomycota; Eurotiomycetes; Eurotiales; Aspergillaceae
Product: aromatic alcohol reductase
Exons: 2
Coding region: 133-1146 (337 amino acids)
Molecular function (GO): oxidoreductase activity
Source: RefSeq, a predicted model, not a curated record